GGAGCUAUGCCUUGGAGACGAAAACAUUUCAGCAACAGAAGGAUCGAUAUAGAGGGGAGUAAAAAGUCCCUAAAAUUCUGGUGUUGCCAUAUUUUUUAAACCAACCUGGAUACUCCAGAUUUCAGCCACCUCUCCGAAGUGCCUUUCUGCUGUUACUCGCCAAGAUGCCCAAAGGAUUCCUGGUGAAAAGAAACAAGAAAUCCGCACAUGUUUCCUACAGGACUCGAUCUGAUGAGGAUGAUCUCCAGGAGCUACACACCCCAGCUGCCUUGCCAAGUCAGACGGACCCCUCCCCGCCGAUGUCCGUGGCGUCAAGCCCUGACCGCGCCUCGGUAUCACCAGAUUUCGUCGCAGCCGACGCGCCGGUGCCAAGGCUGGAAAAGCCGGAGCAGUUCGGCAAUCCAGAAGCGGCGUGCCAAGCCAUCUACAGCCCCACCCGACCCAUCAGCAAGGAGCACGACAGGGGAUAUUUUGAGCGAAGUUUCAAUCUGGGCUCGCCCGUUUCUGCGGAGUCAUUCCCCGCAGCAGCCUCGCUCUCUGGCCUGGACCACCUCCUGUACGCUCCGGUGGACCUGAAAAUCGGCACCAGCAACAGCAGCCGGGGCGGCGCAGCCAUCACAAACACCACCACCACCACCAGCAGCAGCAGCACCACCAGCAGCAGCAGCCUAUCAGUACCAAACAACCGGGUCGCAACCAAAAGACCCGCCGCAGAGGGAGCAGAGCGAAAACCUAAAGCCGCCUCAAAGAAACCCAAAGCCAUCAGGAAGCUCAACUUUGAAGACGAGGUGACCACUUCUCCGGUGCUCGGGCUGAAAAUCAAAGAGGGGCCGGUGGAGAUGAAGCCGAGGGCGCAGUCCUCCGGAGGAACCAAACCUUUAGGGGAGUUUGUGUGCCAGCUGUGUAAAGAGGCGUACGCGGAUCCCUUCUCCCUGGCUCAGCAUAAAUGCUCCCGUAUAGUCAGGGUCGAGUACCGGUGCCCCGAGUGUGACAAGAUGUUCAGCUGCCCGGCGAACCUCGCCUCUCACCGCCGCUGGCACAAACCGCGGACCAGCACCGGCGCGCCGGCGGUGCCGCCUGCGCAGGGCGUCAAACCCGACAUGGCCAAAAUGCAGCCGCUGGGCGUCAAGGCGGUCUCCGACGAAACCAAAGACAUGAGUGACAGAGACACCCCGAGUCCCGGGCUGUCCGAGUCGGGCUCUGAAGACGGCUCGUACGACUGCCAGUUCUGCGGGAAGAGGUUCAAACGGCAGGCGUACCUAAGAAAACACAUCAUGGCUCACCAGGCCCUGCAGAAGAAGGUACUGGAAGAGCACGGCUUUCAAACCAGCGACCGUGCAGCGGCCGAGCAAGCUCCAGUGUCCGCCCCUUCCUCCUCCUCCUCCUGCUCUUCCUCAGCAUCAUCAGAGGAAGCCUCAAACCAAAGCCCCCUGAAUCUGAGCCCGGUGGACUGCCUGCUGUGCACGAUGUGCGGGGAGAGUUUCACCAGCAGGGCCGGCCAGGAGAGACACCUGCGCCUCAUGCACCCCUCCCAGAUCUACCCGUGCAAAUACUGCCCCGCCACCCUCCCCAGCUCACCGGGGCUCACCAGGCACAUAAACAAGUGCCACCCCUCGGAGAACAGGCAGGUGAUCCUGCUGCAGAUGCCGGUGCGCCCUGCCUGCUGAAGACAACGCAGAACUUGUGCCUUUGAUGAGGGAAAAACAAAAACAAACAAAAAAAUAAUGAUAAUGAAAAAAAAAAUAGAAACAAAAAAGUGGCUUUGGGUUAAAAGAAAAAAAAAAAAGAAAAUAAUAAAAAAGUUGCCCACUGCCAUAACUUUAGGCCAAUGAAAGGCAGGGCUGUUCGAUGUUUAAGUGGUGUCUUUUUCAUGCCAAUCAGUGAUUGUUGAAUGCUUGUCUCGAUAUUUACUUUACCAAUAGGCCUAUUUUGAGAUUUGAUUUCUCAAAUUAGUUUAUCAAGAGGGGGAAAAUGAAUACAAAGCGUUAGUUUGACUGUUAAAGGGUAUUUUUCUAGCACAGCACAUGCUCAAUGAUAGCUUCUAGACCUAAGAAAUGUCUUUAAAAAAAAAAGAAAAAAAAUCUCAGAAAUCUUUUUUUUUUCUCCCCAUCAAAGUCUGUUGAAUUCACCGACCGUGAUUGCUCUGUCACUGUAGCUUUACGCUUGUUUGUGGAGGACAGAACUUUAUCAACUUUGUCUUGGUGGGGAAAAAAAAGUGUGACUGAAGAUUUUUUUUCCCCAGUUUAGUAGAACCACAAAUGCCUUUAGUAAACAGAAGAAAGCCUAGUCUUGAAUAGCCUGCAUACACAUCCAAAUCCUGCUGUAUAACUGCCUUAAGAAAAAAAAAAGUCAACAUAGAUUGUUUUAAUUUUGAAUGCUGGCACAUAUUUUAUUCGAUUUAUUAUUAUUGGUAUCAUCAUCGUUAUUAUUAUUAUUAUUGAAGAUUGUUGCAAUAUUUUUUCCAUCAUAUUUAUUUAUUUAUUCUAAUUAUUUUAUGUAACUUAUUGUUGUGAUUUCUUUCCUUUUUUUCCCCUCCCCUGUGAAUCGUUCUGGCAGUUUACAUGUCGUGUAGCCAAAUGUCUUUCAAUUAUUAUUAUUAUUAUUAUUAUUAUUAUUAUUAUUAUUAUUAUUAUUAUUAUUAUUAUUAUUAUUAUUAUUAUUAUUUUGGUUGCUGUCUUUUAUUUAUUAGUUGUGAUAAUUGUGGUGGGUCGGGUUUUAAUCAUCAAUCUUCACAGCUCUUGUGUUUUCAAAAAUAAUAAUAAUAAUAAUAAAAAAGAAAAACGUAAAGCUCUUACCUUAGAUGCAAUCUUUUUUAAGGACAAGUUAUUUUUCUUAAAUGUUGGCUUUUAUAGCGCUUUGAUUGUAUGUGUACAUCGUUGGUGUCUAUCGAAAUAAUAAUAAAAAAAAUAUUUUCAAAAAGA
Molecule: messenger RNA, 2921 nt
Organism: Poeciliopsis prolifica (blackstripe livebearer)
Lineage: Eukaryota; Metazoa; Chordata; Actinopteri; Cyprinodontiformes; Poeciliidae
Gene: insm1b
Product: insulinoma-associated 1b
Exons: 1
Coding region: 165-1667 (500 amino acids)
Biological process (GO): neuron differentiation; regulation of cell cycle process; negative regulation of transcription by RNA polymerase II
Cellular component (GO): nucleus; transcription repressor complex
Molecular function (GO): DNA-binding transcription repressor activity, RNA polymerase II-specific; RNA polymerase II cis-regulatory region sequence-specific DNA binding
Source: RefSeq, a predicted model, not a curated record